UGAGCACAUAAAAGGGUGCAGGACCGUUUAGAUGGUUAUUAUUUGAGACUGAACUUUUUACGAGAUAUAUACUUGCGCGCUCCCGUGCCAAAGCUCCCUGCGAUCAGGACCAUGGAGAGCUCCAGUCUGUGGACGCGGAUGGCUGUGUGCGCCGUGCUGCUUUGCUUGGUUACAAGUGCAAGAGCGAACGACCCAGACCCAGAUGUAGAGGUUGAAAUGGACACACGAGCCAUCAGAGACUUCUACCCAAAAGACCCAAACCUAACAAAUGAAAAACAGCUUCUUGGGGCUUUGCAAGAAGUUCUGGAAAAGCUGCAGACGAAACGAAUUCCACCUUGGGAGAAGAAAUUUGGUCAAGUUCCCAUGUGUGAUUUGGGAGAACAGUGCGCUAUCAGAAAAGGCUCUCGGAUUGGCAAGAUGUGCGACUGUCCGCGCGGAGCGUUCUGCAACUUUUUCUUGUUAAAGUGUUUGUGAGGAUUUUUCACAUUGCGGAAUUGAUUGGGAUGGGGAUGAGGGGUUGCAUAUGCAUUAUAUAACAUAAAUUAUUGCAUUUUUAUUUAUAUUCCUAUUUUUUUAAGUGCGGCAACACUGAAAGUUGUACUGUAAAUCUCUGUGUUGUAUGUGAUAGGCUAAACGUGUAAUUGUCACAUUUCAUUUUAAUCUACUGUUUUGUGCAUUAAAGUGCAAUAUAAAUUGUUUUGUAAA
Molecule: messenger RNA, 705 nt
Organism: Misgurnus anguillicaudatus (oriental weatherfish)
Lineage: Eukaryota; Metazoa; Chordata; Actinopteri; Cypriniformes; Cobitidae
Gene: cart2
Product: cocaine- and amphetamine-regulated transcript 2
Biological process (GO): adult feeding behavior; cellular response to starvation; positive regulation of MAPK cascade
Molecular function (GO): neuropeptide hormone activity
Source: RefSeq, a predicted model, not a curated record